AAGGAGAAGCUUGCGCUUCUUAGGCGCUGGAAAGUAGAUAACCCAGAUUGGGCUCUAGAAGAGGCCGCUGUCGAGCUUGGGGUCAAGGAAUCGACUUUGAGAGGCUGGGUGAAGCGCUACUGGGAUGUUUGUGACAAAGAGGUUGGCUCAGACCGCAAGCGCAACGAAGGCGGAGGACGAAAACACAAGAUGAAGCCUUUUAACGCCUGUCCUACCAAGCCUCAGCAGCAAAACUCUGUUGAUUGUGGAAUUUAUCUGCUCUACUUCAUCGAAAAGAUAUCCACAGCGAUUAUGAAAGAUCGCCCGCAUACGCUACGUGGAUCAAUGGAUAAGUUUUGCUCCGACAAAUUCAAUGUCGAA
This is a messenger RNA of Phytophthora sojae, 360 nucleotides long. RefSeq lists its product as hypothetical. The record is from RefSeq and is a predicted model, not a curated record. Gene Ontology annotation, biological process: proteolysis. The annotation marks the transcript as partial. NCBI's taxonomy places the organism in Eukaryota, Oomycota, Peronosporomycetes, Peronosporales, Peronosporaceae. The transcript is spliced from 2 exons. Gene Ontology annotation, molecular function: cysteine-type peptidase activity.